GUCCACGGAUUUGAGAAGACACAAUACACUGUGUUGGAAGGCGAUACUGUUGAUGUCAUUUUCAAAAGAAACGUAAAAAGCGUAACUGCAUUUCCACUCCUCACAAUCGAAGGCAGUAUUGUAACAGAGGAUAUAAACGUUGACGACUUCAUCCCAGUUUCUGUCACACUACUGCGGCGCGAAGAGUCAAAGACCAUCUCAGUGACAGCUAGAGAUGACGACGUAGCUUUAGAGGGUGGCGACAAAAUCAUUCUGAGGCACACAAGUGGUAUCAAUAACUAUGUGGAUGCAGUGGAACAAAGGGGGGAGUUUAUCCGCUACACCACAGAAGUCAUCAUCAUUGACAAAAACGAACUACUGCUGAUUAAUGUGGAGAAGUCAUACACCGUGUUGGAGAACAACAUAACAGAGCGUAAUCUCACGGUUACAUGGCAGGAGAACCUGUCAAACCAGAAGCCCAUCAUUCUGAAACUCACAGGGAGAAGUCUGGACGUCAGUGGCGUCAAUCAGGAUAAUAUCGCAAGGCCAGGACAGGAUUUUGUCGAGGACACAGUAGACUUUGUAAUCCCAGAAAACAGAGUUGGACAGUAUGAUAUCAGCCUAUUCGACUUCAUUAUCAACGACGGCACCGUCGAACACACGAUUCAAAGCUUUGAUCUGGAAAUAAAGGCUGCCACAGAAGGAGUUGUGUUUGACUCAGAGAAUUCUACUGAGACAGUGACUGAGGUGGCAAUAGAGUGCACUGACAUGGCUGAGAUUCGUCUCAACAUGUCUGAUAUCGAAUUCAACGAAGAAGACGAAGGUCCAUUUAAUGUGUGCGUGAUCGUAGAGAGUGAAGAAGAUGAUUGUCCAGUAGAGUUUGAUAUUGAAUUUACCAUUAGGUUUACCAGGAUAUCAAGAUCAACUGAUGAUACGGACAAUGGCGAUAACAUUGAUCACGGCGGAGAUCAAAUCUGUCGCAAUGUGAUCUUGGAUCCGUGUAAUACAACAGCCUGUGUGGAUCUCAAAGAUGUCUUCAACAUUACAGAUGAUAAUGAAUAUCAUCUCCAAUCGUUCAACGUGUCUCUCUUAUCUAAUACUAGCAGGGAUUCUGAAGACAUAGGGAUACUCGAAGUCUUUACAGAAGUCAGGGAAUUUAAAGUACUAGAGGAUGACCUCCUGCUGCUUAAGUUGGAACAGAGCGAAUAUUACAUUUUUGACUCCAACAAAUCCGUUGAAAUAUGUCUGAAAGUAGAAAAUGGUGGAAAUGAGCAGUGCCAGGCAGAUGCUGAUUUCUAUUACCGUGUUCACACAUACGGUGGAAAUGCAACUCAUACUGAGGACUAUGCGCCACUUGGUGAACCUCACAACCGCCAGGGUGGGCUGAUGAAAUUUGAUAAAUGUGGAAAUAAGAGCUGCUUCUACAUCAACAUUACUGACGAUUCCACCACUGUCGAACAAGUAGAGUACUUUAAUUUCAGCCUGACCAUCGAGAAUGAUGGGAACAAAUAUGCGGAACAGCUGAAUGAAACUGGAGCUGUCUUUCUCCUACCAAAACCGAAUGUGAGUCUUAUGAUGGACACAAUCAUUGGCACUGAAGGAGCCACAGCUCACGUGUGUGCUAGCCUCAGCUACGACGAGCACUACAACAUCACAGUUUCAGUCGAUGUUGUUCCUUCUGUUUGGGAUGAUCCUGAAACUGCAGAUAUCAAUGAUUUCAGCCCUGUAACACAGACGAUGGUGUUCAAUUCAGCAGCAGAGGCCUGCGUGGAUAUUUUACUUAAUGAUGAUGACAUGGUUGAAUUGGAUUCUGGGUUCUUUAGGGAGACCUUCAGAGUGUCGUUAGAACCAAAUGACGACUACUCAGUUCUAUUUGGAGAGACAAGAUCUGCACGAGUUGGAAUUAAGGAUAAUGACAUGGUGAGGGUGGAAAUGGAUCUUGAUGCAAGUACGCUCACCAUAAGAGAAGGCAGCAAUGAACCAGCUCAAAUAUGUGCUAAGAUAGUGGCACCACAUGCUGUUUGUCCAAUUGAAUUUUCUGCUUCGUUUGCCUUCCUUUCUGAAACGACUGGCUCAGCAGAAUCAGGACCAACCGAAGAUUUUGUGGCACUCUCAAUAAUGAAACCGAUUAGGAAGUGUGAAACUGCAACGUGCGCUGAAUUGGUCUAUAAUGACGACAAUAUAGUGGAAAUGGAC
Molecule: messenger RNA, 2175 nt
Organism: Geodia barretti
Lineage: Eukaryota; Metazoa; Porifera; Demospongiae; Tetractinellida; Geodiidae
Source: the annotation of a GenBank genome assembly